AUGUUUCGAAUAAUAAUUCGUCUACAAAUUCAAGUGUUGGAAGUGAGUGGUAGCUCCUAUUGUUACUUGAUAGAAUCACCAACUUGUGUCUAUAGUGGAUGGCUCCAAAAGAAAGGCUCUAAAAUCAACAAGGGAUGGAAGAGAAGGUUCUUUAUUCUACUUUCAGAAGGUUUCUUAUUGUAUUUUAAAUCACAAGCUGAGGUUAUGAGUGAUCCACAUCAUCCUCUGGGUGCUGUUUAUUUACGUCCGAGCAGGGAAGUAUUUGUUUCUGCUCGUAAUUCGAAUACAGAAAAUGUUUCGAAUAACAAUGGAAAUAGUCAUGAAAAUGAUCUGCCACGUGAUAAUAUGUUUGGAUUUGUAUUAUCUGUGCAGAGUAGACGUUUCGUAUUAGCAACUGAAUAUGAAGAUGAUAGAAAUGAUUGGAUUGAUAAAAUAACUAAAGUUGCCUAUUCGAAUCAACAACAAGAAUCUCAAGAUGGUUCCGAUAAUUCAUCAUCCACAACUAAUUCGAAUAAUAAUAAUACAUUGGAAUCUCCACGAAACAAUUCAACUGGCAAUAAUUCAAAAAUCGUCCAAUCACGAAGACGAAUCGUUGGUGAUGCAGAGAAAUGGAAUGAAAGUUUGGAUCAAUUCGAAAAGCAAGGUCUCAUUAAACUAGUUCAAGGAAUUAAACGAUUGGAAAAACUAGUCCUACCUGAAAAUGAUCAAUUGGAAAUUUCCUCAAUUGACGAUCUCUAUUUGUACUAUAAUCAAUUUGUGAAUAAGGACUCAGAGGAGGAGAAGACUCAUUCUCCCUACGAACCAAUCACUCCAAAGAAUAAUAUUACCAUUUCGAGUCAUCCUACUGAGAGAUUGAAUGCAGUGAAUGAAUUUGUCUUACAGGAAUCGUGUAGUACACUGAGACAAUUGUACAGAAAAUUGCAGGAACAAUUGGAGAAUAAUGUGGAGGUGGAACAGUUGAAGAAACAGGUGCUUGCCUUAAAGAGUGAAAAUUUGCAAUUGGAGGAAAAAACUAAGGAAUAUACGAAACAUAAGAAAUUAUUGGUGAAUGAAGUGAAGAAUUUGAGAAGCAAAUUGGAAGAAAAGAACAAGUUGGAAAAUGUUUCUACUACUUCUUCGAAUGAAACAGCCGAAUCUCAAAAGAAUCAAUAA
Molecule: messenger RNA, 1152 nt
Organism: Naegleria gruberi
Lineage: Eukaryota; Heterolobosea; Eutetramitea; Acrasida; Naegleriidae
Exons: 1
Coding region: 1-1152 (383 amino acids)
Source: RefSeq, a predicted model, not a curated record